Cuscuta epithymum is the source of this 4807-nucleotide messenger RNA. The record is from the annotation of a GenBank genome assembly. NCBI's taxonomy places the organism in Eukaryota, Viridiplantae, Streptophyta, Magnoliopsida, Solanales, Convolvulaceae.
AAUAACAAAGACAAUGAAUAAUUAAAAAGCUCGAAUUCAAAGACAUCUUUGCAGUGAUGUAUCCCAAGAACAACAACCCCCACGGAACAUUUUCUACAUCCACAGGAGUCGAAGCAUUUUUCCCAGUCUCUUGAUUUCUUUUUCUUUCAAACCCUGUUUUCCCCAUCCACAGGAAAAGAGAAGUUUGUUGUUUUUUCAACUUCAGAAAAAAAUCUGCAAUUCAUAAACCUCUACUCGCCAUAUUCCACUAUUCCUAAUAGUAGACAUCCAAUCCAAUCUUUUUAUAUUGAAGUUUCUCAUUUAUUUAGGGUUUAUUUGAUUUGCUCGACAUUGCUGUCUGCUCUAUGCUCACCUAAAUGGAGUUAGAUUCAGAGCAGUACGCACCCUCUUUAAAUCCAUCCAUCCACUACUAGGGUUUCAUAUUCCCUAAUUCUAUCGCAUCUGUUGGUCCAGAUUGAUUCGGUUUUCUCUCUCUCAUGUUUAUACGUUUUUGUUUAUCUUAUAGGAAGUUGUUGUUUUGAUGAAUGCUUAGGGUUCGUUAGUUUUACUUUUUAAGUUUAAGUUGAUAAAUAGAGUUGCUUGGCUAAACUGAUUUGAUUGGACUUUGAGUUGGAAGAGCAUUCCAUCAGUUUUGCUUGUGAGAAAGAUUAUAUUUUAUUAAGUUUUAUGGGUGAGGAAGAUGGAGGAUGGGCAGAGCAGACUCUGCUGUUGCCAAAUGGGCUAUUGGCCAAUGCUGAACCCGUCAUCCAAGGUGUGGACCCCGAAAGAUGGUUGAAGGCAGAGGAGACGACAGCAAAGCUCAUCGCCCGUAUUCAACCCAAUAAACCGUCUGAGGAGCGUAGAAAUGCUGUUGCUGAUUAUGUCCAGCGGCUGAUUGCCAAAUGCUUCCCAUGUCAGGUGUUUACUUUCGGGUCGGUUCCCUUGAAGACAUAUCUACCCGAUGGAGAUAUUGAUCUAACUGCAUUCAGUGAUAAUCAGAGUUUGAAAGAUACAUGGGCUCAUCAGGUUCGUGAUACGCUAGAGAAAGAGGAGAAAAAUGAGAAUGCUGAAUUUCGUGUCAAGGAGGUGCAGUACAUUCAGGCUGAAGUAAAGUUAAUUAAAUGUCUGGUAGAAAAUAUCGUGGUUGACAUAUCAUUUAAUCAGCUUGGUGGAUUAUGUACUCUUUGCUUCCUUGAGGAGGUUGAUCACUUGAUAAGCCAGAACCAUUUAUUCAAACGCAGUAUUAUUUUGAUUAAGGCAUGGUGUUACUAUGAAAGCCGUAUAUUGGGUGCACAUCAUGGUCUUAUUUCAACUUAUGCCUUGGAGACCCUAGUUCUUUAUAUAUUUCACGUCUUCAACAAGUCCUUUACUGGACCACUUGAGGUGCUUUACCGCUUUUUAGAGUUCUUCAGCAACUUUGAUUGGGAUAAUUUUUGUGUCAGCUUGUGGGGCCCUGUACCCAUCAGAUCACUCCCAGAUGUAAAUGCGGAACCUCCCCGUAAAGAUAGUGGGGAAUUGCUUCUCACCAAAGGAUUUCUGGAUGCUUGUAGCACUGUGUAUGCUGUUUUUCCUGGUAGCCAGGAAAAUCCCGGACAACCCUUUGCUUCUAAGCAUUUUAAUGUCAUUGAUCCUUUACGAGUGAACAACAACCUUGGACGUAGUGUCAGUAAAGGAAACUUUUUCAGGAUACGCAGCGCAUUCACUUUUGGUGCCAAAAGAUUGUCAAGACUGCUAGACUGUCCAAAGGAAAAUCUCAUAUAUGAAAUCAAUCAAUUUUUCCUGAACACGUGGGAAAGGUAUGGCAUUGGUGGCCGUCCGGAUGCACCUGCAUCUAAUCAUCUUCUUCAACCUGACAACAUGAGGUUAAGCCCAACUCCGAAAAAAGUGAAUGAUCAAACCCAAAGAAGUAAUCUAAAUUUGAUCACUUCAAGGGUGUCUGAUCAGGUUGGUACAAGGGAAACUGACAGAAGUCAAAGAAGUUCCAAAUCAGAGACUUUGGCGAAUGGGAUCCAAGGAAGGUUUGUUUUUGCCAGAACUCAAUCCAGCCCUGAACUAAUCAGAUUGCCCGAAGGUUCAGAGAUGCAUUCCACCAAUCCAACAAAACCAGAUAACAACAACAACAACAAUAGUACUAUUAAGAACAGGAUGAUGAAGAACGCUCGAGGAUCUGAGAAUUCAACCAGCAAUAGUGGUUGCUCUAUAGAUGCUGCAACUAACUCCAACAGUGGUUCAAACCAUGAUGCUUCAGGAUUGAAUGAAGAGCUUUCUUCAACAGGAGGCACACGGGCUUUUCUGCAAGAGGAAGAGCAGCAAGAUGUUGUGAAUAUGAUGGCUUCAACUUCACUCCAUGAUUUUAAUAAUGGUCAACAAUUUCAUCAUCUCCCAUUUAAUAUAACCUCACCCCACCUUCCUUUCCCCAUCCCACCUUCUUUUCUAGCUUCCAUGGGAUAUCCGCAACGCAACAUGCCUGGAUUCGUCCCUGCUAAUUUCUCUAUGGGUGAUUCUUCAUUUUCGAAUGUUCAAUUCCCCCAUGCUUUAAUGCCACAGCACAUGACACAAUAUUUUAGUGGGCUUGGGUUGAGUCCAAAUCCCGAAGAUGCCAUUGAGCCCAAUAAUCAAAAUUUUAUUACUUCUACAGAAAUGUACUCAAGUGAUGCUGAAAAUGAAUUUUGGCCAGAGCAUCGUGAUACAAGCUCGACUGUUGGUAAUUUCGAAACAAACCAGUCUGAGGACCAGAAGCUUAACUUUGUUGCUGCUCCAUCCUGGGUGAGAUAUCAACCGAAGCAGCAUAUCAAGGAAAACCAUUGGUUUGAUCAUCAUUCCCAGUUUUUUCAGGAUAAUGGAGUUAAUAAUAAUGAAGUUUUUUGUGCCGAAGAAAGAAUGGCUAGUUCCAGGCUGUCAUCCACUGCCCACAGUAAGGCUUCUUCUGAGAGUUCAUGGGACGGAUCAUCUGCUAAAUCCUCAAAAUCAGUCAGGGAUAGAAGGGGAAAGAAGGCAAUUUCUGUAGAUGCACCAUCAAUUGGUUAUGGAAUGGGUAAAAUGAUGAGUCAAUCCGUUCCUAAAGAUGAAAAUGAAGGUGAUGAACAAGAUUGGAGUAUUGAAGUAGCAGAAAGAGGAGGGCAUGGAGCUCAGACGAGCGGAUCAGACUCGAUGAUACCUAUUGCUCCGAUGCUUAUUAAUUCCAGUUCUCAACAAAGAUUAGCAGACAAUUCCCCCGGUGUCAUUGCAUUUUACCCAACGGGCCCACCCGUCCCAUUUUUUACAAUGCUUCCUGUAUACAACAUCCCGCCUAAGGAAGGGAUAAGCCGUUUUGGUGGGGGAGAAGGAAGCAUUGAUAAUAGUGAUUCUGGUCAGAACUUUGAUUCAUCAUCUGAAGUUUUGGUGAAUCAUUCUGAUGAACAACAGCAUAAAUCUGACAUCCUUAACAGUGACUUUGCUAGCCAUUGGCAAAAUUUACAGUAUGGGAGGUUUUGCCAAAGUCCAAGAUACUCUCCCACGCCUUUAGCCUAUCCGUCGCCCAUGAUGGUGCCACCUGUCUAUCUGCAGGGUCGGUUUCCUUGGGACGGUCCCGGUAGACCGGCAUCAACCAACACAAACCUAUUCACCGAACUUAUGAGUUAUGGUGGUCCCCGUCUGGUUCCCGUGUCACCUGUCCAGUCCGUUCCUGAUAGACCUGCAAAUAUGUUUCAACGUUAUGCUGAUGAGAUUCCCAGGUACCGCAGUGGGACCGGUACUUAUCUACCAAAUCAUCCUAAGGUCUCUGCAAGGGAUAGAAGCUCUUCUGGGACCAGACGCGGAAGUUACAACAAUGAGAGAAGUGACAACGGCGGGGACAGAGAGGGAAACUGGAACUCAAAGACAAGAGGUGGAGUUGGACGUGGCCGCAAUUCUACAACUGAGAAGUCAAACGCAAGACCGGAUCGGUUUCCUUCCAGUGAUAGUCGAAUGGACCGGCCAUGGAACAACUCCUACAGAAAUGACUCGUUCCAUUCAUACCCAUCACAAAACGGUCCUAUGCAUGCUUCUAAUUCAAAUCAAAGUGCUACUCCAAACGUGGCAUAUGGUAUGUAUCCACUUUCUGCAAUGAACACUGCAGGAGUGUCUACUAAUGGUGGGCCCAGCAGUUCCCCUGUUGUAAUGAUGUAUCCAUCAUAUGACCACCACCCUGCUGCCAAUUAUGGUUCUCAAGUAGAACCACUAGAGUUUGGAUCUUUUGGACCAGUAGGGUUCUCAGGCAUGAAUGAACAGCCACUGGUAAGUGAAGGGGCUAGACCUAGGGCAGCUUUUGAACAUCGUAGGUUUCAUGGGCAGCAGCAAUCUUCACCAGAUCAACCAUCUUCACCAUGUCAUCAGAGGAGGGGAUAACUAUUUUGACGAAUCUGCAAUCGAAUGAUAAAAAGAUUCCCCGCCUCUUAAAAUUUUAAAGGUGGAAGGGUAGCUGUGGAAAAGGGUCAUAAGAAUAUUUGGGGCAUUAUAGGAUUGAGCAGUUAUGUAUCUUGUUGUUGUAGACUACCAGAUCUGUGUAUGUUUUUUAGCUGAAGCCUCCAGUAACAACAAUGUGGAAGGCAUUUUGGAGGGAGUUAGGUGACAAAUGUUUUAUAUAUUUCUGCCCUCCGAUUGCAGGGAAUGUUUGUAAACUCUCAAUGAUGUACAACUUCCAAGCGUGUAUUAGCUGUUUAUGUUAUAGCAUUCUACCUUAGAUUUUUCUGUUUGGGAUUUUGGGAACAUGAUGGCUGUUAAUGCCUGCCAAUCUGCCAUUGGUGUUAGUUUGGUUUUUGAUAGUAUAUAAACCUGCAAGGCUGCAAACUUAAUGCUGCAUUAUCCUAGG